Penicillium arizonense is the source of this 3219-nucleotide messenger RNA. RefSeq names its product non-ribosomal peptide synthetase. The record is from RefSeq and is a predicted model, not a curated record. The transcript has a single exon. Gene Ontology annotation, molecular function: catalytic activity; phosphopantetheine binding. Gene Ontology annotation, cellular component: cytoplasm. Gene Ontology annotation, biological process: secondary metabolite biosynthetic process; amino acid activation for nonribosomal peptide biosynthetic process. Lineage: Eukaryota; Fungi; Ascomycota; Eurotiomycetes; Eurotiales; Aspergillaceae. The coding region runs from base 1 to 3219 and encodes 1072 amino acids.
AUGUUCUCAAGCGUGACGUUAACAGAGGGAGCGCUCUCUCACAGCGAGAGCGAGCAGCUUAUAAAUUGGAAUGCCAUAAUCCCGCAACGAGUGGACAGAUGCAUUCACCACAUUAUCCAGGAGCGCUGUGAAUCUCAGCCAAAUGCUCCGGCAGUGUGCUCUUGGGAUGGCAGUCUCACAUAUGGCGAGCUAGAACUUUUUUCCUUCCUAUUUGCAAGUCAACUCGUCGCUGUUGGGGUAAAGCCUGGUGAUUACGUACCUCUCUGCUUUGACAAAUGCCGUUGGACCGUGGUCGCGAUGCUAGCGGUGAUGAAGAUUGGCAGUGCCUUUACCCUCUUGGAUCCGCAGCACCCUUUGGAACGGCUCAGUACUAUUUGCUCGCAACUUUCAGCUACGACAAUAAUUGUCUCCCCAUAUCGCAGGGAUUUAGGCACGAAGCUGGCGCCCACUGUCAUCGAACUCGAUGAAUUUUCUUUUCUAGGGGCUCCGGUGGAACUAAUGGACAAUAGCUCAUACUUGGUCGGCGCCGACAAUAUCGCCUUUGUAUUGUUCACUUCGGGAUCGACAGGACAGCCGAAAGCAGUCGUGAUCUCCCAUUCCGCGUUCGCUACUGGAACGGCUUGCCUAUCUGCUAGCAUGCAACUAGAACGCACGUCGCGGGUUCUACAAUUCGCAUCAUACGCUUUUGACGUAUCAACCUCCGAUCACCUUCUAACUCUCCUAGUCGGUGGCUGCAUCUGUGUUCCCAGUGAGUCAGAGCGGCAGACAGAUCUCAGCGAGGUGAUGAGCAACCUGCAAGUCAAUUGGGUCUGCUUAACUCCAUCUGUUGCGCGCAUUGUCCCCCCGGAGCGCUGCCCAACGCUGAAAACACUGGUACUGGGUGGAGAAGCUAUCUCGAAGGUAGACAUUGACAUGUGGGGUCCGCAUGUGCAGCUCAUAGGGAUCUACGGCCCUAGUGAGUGCGCCGUUGCCUCGAGAGUCCAGCCAGAAUUUGGGCCAUCAACAAAGCCAGUCAAUAUCGGGAAAAAGGGAUGUGUUGCUUGUUGGGUGGUGGACCCGCAGGAUCACAACCGUCUCGUACCCAUUGGGGCUGAAGGGGAGCUCCUUUUACAGGGCCCCACUAUCAGCUGUGGUUACCUCAACGAUCCCGAACGAACCGCGGUGGCUUUUGUUAGCAAGCCGCAAUGGGCGACCUACGUUCGCCCUGAGCUCGGUACGAGGUGGUAUAAGACGGGUGACUUGGUCCGUUAUGAAGACGACGGAUCUUUGCUCUAUUGUGGCAGAAAGGACAUGCAGGUGAAACUCCGCGGACAGCGGGUUGAGCUGGGGGAAAUUGAACAUCUUUUAUGGCAAUACUUCAACGGGGCUAGUGGUAUUCUCGCGGAUGUGGCGACCCUCAUGGGCAGAACACCAGUGCUUGUAGCUUUCAUUUGCUGCUCUGUUGAAAAGCAACGCACAUCGCCCUGCGAGUUAUUCCUACAGCCGACGCCAGAGUUUCAUGAGAAUGCGAAGGCAGCACUGUACUCGCUCCACCAGUCUCUACCAAGCUAUAUGGUCCCCUCCUUUAUCAUGAACAUCACAUGCAUUCCACGUUCUCCAACGGGCAAGGCGGAUCGCCGGUCGCUGCGUGAGGCAAUUGGGAAGUUGAGUGUUGCACAGCUGCGAGAGUAUUGCGGCCAACCACCCAAAAUAUUCCCGACUAGCGAAAAGGAGCAGACCCUGCAACAGCUUUGGGCAGAUGUGCUGUUGCUACCCCCGGAGAAUAUCGGCUGCUGCGACAGCUGGACCUCUCUUGGCGGGGAUUCUUUGUCUGCCAUGAAGCUUGUCAGCUACGCGCGUGAGAGAGGCUUCCGACUAUCAGUUCUGGACAUAUUUCGUCAUCCUACAGUAGCGGAGUUGGCAUCACUCGUGCGUCGAACGACUGAUAGUCAACCAGACGGUGCAGACCACUGCCGGCAGGCGAAGAGCGACAUGACUAUAUUGGAGCGGAUGCGGCAGGUGGCUGCAGAACAAUGCAGCGUUGGGCAGGAGAUGGUCGAAGAUAUCUAUCCAUGCACCGAGGCGCAGAUGUGGCUUAUUAGGAUGGCAUCCCAGAGUUCAGCAAACUAUACAUUGCUAUUGCAGUUCGAUUUGCCCGAUGAUGUGGACUGCAAUCGCCUCUCCCGUGGCUGGGAUGCUGCCGUGAAAGCAAAUCCCAUCCUACGGACACGAAUCAUCCGAUCAGGGGAAAAUGAAUAUCUACAGGCAGUAUUACGGGAUGGCCCGCCCUCGGACUCUCCUGACUCAAUUAGUGAAUUCAAAGCUGAGAGAGACAUCUGGGGGUUUGGACAGCCUUUAGUACGCAUCGCUGCAUCCGAAGGGCGCUGUGCAGUAAUGAUGCAUCAUGUCCUAUUCGACUACUAUUCGCUCCCCUUGGUCUUCCAGCAAAUAGACCAUGGUUACCGGGGGCAUAGCAUCCCCCUUCAGCGAUUUAGAUCUUACGUCCAGCACACGCUGCAAAUGGAUGCACAGGCUAGAGACCACUGGAAAAACCAGUUCGCAGGGUUUUCUGGAAAGGUAUAUCCUUGCCUACCGCAUCAAGCGUACUGUCCGAUCGAAAAUUCACGCUGGCAAUACAAGUUUCCCAGGCCGUACACAAAUAGCGAGUUUACGCUGUCAACGCGACUCCGACUGGCGCUGGCUAUCACCAUGGCGAAUAGCAUGGGCCACGACGACAUCGUGUUUGGCGCUAUAGUUACCGGUCGCGGCACUCCAGUGCGUGGAAUAGCCGAGCUCGCUGGUCCAACGGCAACCUUUGUCCCCGUGCGGAUUACGUUGGAGAAAGGAGUAACGCUCUACAGGGCGAUGAAACUGGUCCAAGACCAGGCGCUGGAAGAUCUCCGGUUUGAACAUGCUGGCUCCUCCCUUAUCAGCCAGGUCAGCACCCAGGCGGCACUCGCCUGUCGAUACCAGACCAUCCUCAUUGUCCAGCCCGAUGCAUCGAGCAUGUUCAAUGGCAUAUUUUCCCAAUCUCAUUCCUUGUCGGGGAGCGAAAUGCUGGCCAACUUUGGACUAGUCCUUACCUGCCACCCAUCGCGGGACAACAUCCAAAUUGACGUCAAGUCCGACAGUAAUGUGAUUGAGAAGGAUGAGGUACUCAUGUUUUUGCAGACCUUUGCCAACGCCUUUCACUCUUUGACCGAAUGGCCCCAAAAGUUGAUCAGUGAGGUCAUUGGCUAA